Colossoma macropomum (tambaqui) is the source of this 1806-nucleotide messenger RNA. RefSeq names its product enolase 4 (gene eno4). Gene Ontology annotation, cellular component: phosphopyruvate hydratase complex. Gene Ontology annotation, biological process: glycolytic process. The record is from RefSeq and is a predicted model, not a curated record. The transcript is spliced from 13 exons. Gene Ontology annotation, molecular function: phosphopyruvate hydratase activity; magnesium ion binding. NCBI's taxonomy places the organism in Eukaryota, Metazoa, Chordata, Actinopteri, Characiformes, Serrasalmidae. Bases 55 to 1791 code for a protein of 578 amino acids.
CCGCGGAACACAAACGGAGCGGGAAAGCAGAAACGCAGAGAGAACCGACCCAGAAUGUCUUUUAAAAGCUUCUUAAAAGCCGAGCAGGAGUUUUAUGAGCUGAAGUGUAGAGCGGCGGAGUAUUACAGAGCCAACCGAGUCCCGCAGACCUUAGAGGGGCUUUUAAAUCAGCUGUUUGAGGACAAACCCGGUGAUAUUUACGGAUACAUGGCGAAUUACUUCUCCAGGUUGGCUCACGCUCCUGUGAUCAGUUCCAUCGUGGGCAGGGAGGUGUAUGACAGCAGAGGGGAAGUAGCGCUGCAGGCAGACGUGUACUGUGUGGUCAGGAACGAAGAAAAGUUGGUGUGCAGUGCAGUGAUUACUGGUGCUGAUGAUGAUGGAGUGGAGUCAAGGGAUGCGGUUGCUGACGGUAACCAUCAGCAGGCGUCCGUGGCGACUGCUCUGGAGUGGAUCAGAGAGCAGCUGAGUGCCAUGCUGUGUGGCUUUAACCCUGCCCACCAAACACAGCUGGACAAAGUGCUCAGUGAUUUUCUCAUGGCUCGUUAUCUCGAGGAACAAGAUGCUCGUAACAGAGAGAGGAAGAGUGAGGAAGAGGAAAAGAGGAGUGAAAGUGCACAUGAGGCCACGCCCCCUCCCCCACCUUCUCAAAGCAAAGACAAGAAAGGAGGAGAGAAAGGUAAGAAGCGAAACAGUGUGGAGAAGCUGGUCCCUCCUCCAGAACAGCCAGUGCCUGUGUUGCCAGGAGCGAUGGUGGUGGCUGCUGUUUCACUGGCAGCAGCCAAAUCUGCUGCAAGCCUCUCUGCAGUUCCCCUCUACAAACACAUCAUCACUCUCAGAGACCCACAGGCUCUGAGUUCAGUGUUCAUGCCUGUACCCCUGCUAACAGUGUUAAGCUGUGGAAGAGCAUCGGCAGGGAAACUCAACCUGCUGGAGGAACUCAUCCUGCUGCCCACCAGGACACACUCCCCCUCACAGAUCAUCAGGAUGGGCCGUGAGCUCCAAAGAGAAAUAAAGAGAAUCACCACCACUGCAGCUGGUAAAACUGGGCUUGCAGUAUUGGGUGUAUCUGAAGGGGGCGGUCUGCAGCUGGGGUUUGACCGCCCGGAGCAAGCUCUCGACCUGCUGAUGGAGGCAUGUGCCAACCUGGGACUGCCCAUUGGCACAGAGCUCCGGCUAGCGAUAAACUGCGCUGCCCACAUGCUUAUGGAUUACCCGAAGGGGAAGUAUGAAGUGGUGGCGGGGACUCUGAAAUCUCCAGAUGAGCUGGUGGACAUGUAUGUGGGGCUGGUCACUAAGUACCCAGCUAUUGCAGCCCUCAUUGACCCCUUCAGGAAAGAGGAUGUAGAACAGUGGCUGAAGCUGGGCUCUCUGAUUGGCCAGUCAUGCUGCCUGAUUGCAGAUGCGGCGGUCAGUCCGGGUCCAUGCUGGAGGGAUGCCAAACCCCUCCCCCCAGGGGUCACAUGGGUCACUCACAGACUCUGCAGUGAGAUGACCCUCACUGACCUCCUCCACGCCGUCUCAGAGAGAAGAGAUGGAGAGACCAUUCUAGCGGUCAGCAGUGAGGAGGUCGGUGACGACUCUCUGAUGGAUGUGGCUGUAGGUGUGGGUGUGACGUUCAUUAAGCUGGGGGGCCUGAGUGGAGGGGGGCGGAUGAAUAAGUACAACCGACUGCAGAGUAUAGAGCAAGAGCUGCAGGAGCAAGGCAUUCUGGGAGGGGUGCGGGAGAUGAAGUUGCCGUGGGAAGCAGAGGAGGCGGAGUCAAACCCAACCACAGACGAACUGCCUGCAUGACCAGCUACUGUCCCC